AUGUCUAGUCGCUUCGUGUCUGGCGGGACGAUUGCUGCUGGCGAAACCGAAGCCAGCAGCAGCAGCCACCCCUCGGCGCCGGCCCCCGUGCCCGACGUGGGCAGCAAAUCAGCCGAGUGGGAAAAGGUACAGCAACACCUCGAGGCGGAGCGGCGACAGCGGCAAGAGGCGCGCGCCCAGGCCGCCGCCUCUUCCGGCGAGGGCGAGCGCAGCCUGUACGACGUGCUGCAGGCCAACAAGGCAGCGCGGGAAGCGGCGACGGCGGAAGCGGCCAAGUUGACGAACCAGUUCCGGGCGCUCGACGACGACGAGGUGGCGUUUCUGGACGAGGUGGCGACGCGGCGGCGGCAGGCGGAAGAGAGCGUGCGGCGGGAGACGGAGGACCAGCUAGAGGCGUUUCGAAAGGCGGCGAGGAAGGGACUGGAGGGAGGUGGGGAGGUGAAGGCAGAAGAUGAGCAAGAGGAGGGGUGGGUGACGAGAAAGAGGAAGAGGAAGACGGAGAAGGACGGUGGUGGUGGUGUGUUGGUGAGGAGAAAGGUGAGUGUGGGCGAGGAGGUGAAGAAGGAGAGGGAUAAACAGGAGGAGAAGGAAAAGGAGAAACAUGAAAAGGUAGAGAAGAUUGGAGAGAAGGGAAGCUCGAAAACGACGGCGCUGGCAUUGGCCGAUUACGGCUCGGAUAGCGACGAAUGA
Molecule: messenger RNA, 690 nt
Organism: Cordyceps militaris CM01
Lineage: Eukaryota; Fungi; Ascomycota; Sordariomycetes; Hypocreales; Cordycipitaceae
Product: NEFA-interacting nuclear protein NIP3
Exons: 1
Coding region: 1-690 (229 amino acids)
Cellular component (GO): nucleus
Source: RefSeq, a predicted model, not a curated record